Messenger RNA from Callithrix jacchus (white-tufted-ear marmoset), 8557 nucleotides. It is a transcript of the gene GRIN3A, whose product is annotated as glutamate ionotropic receptor NMDA type subunit 3A. Gene Ontology annotation, cellular component: membrane. The record is from RefSeq and is a predicted model, not a curated record. NCBI's taxonomy places the organism in Eukaryota, Metazoa, Chordata, Mammalia, Primates, Cebidae. Gene Ontology annotation, biological process: monoatomic ion transport. Gene Ontology annotation, molecular function: signaling receptor activity; ligand-gated monoatomic ion channel activity.
AAUUCAGAAUUCUCAACGGCUGAGAGUACUUUUUUCCUUCUUAGGUCUCAGGGAAUUUUGCAAACUACGACUCCCAGCCAGAGGGGAAAGGACUUUACAGGGGCGCCGGAUGAGCCACUCGGUAAUCUCACCAACAGUGGGCGUUUAGCGCAGCCAAGCGACAGGCAGGCGCCAGGGCGCAACAACAGGGAGGCACCGGCUGAGGCGGGGAGAACUUUGGCGCUCGGAGCAGAGCCACCCUUUGCUGGCCAGUAGCGUUGCUCCUCCGAGGUAGCAAGCCGCGUUGGCGACUUGGCGGAAAAAAUAACCAAAGAAAGGCAGGGAGGAAGUAGCGAGAGAAGAGAGAAAAUGAAGUCAGCGCUGGGGGAGCCUGCAGGAGGGUGGCCAACAGCGGAGCAAGGCGGAUUUGGCUUCUUUUCCGCACCCCGGGCGUGAACGCCCUCUCCAACGAGACCCCAGGAAAUAAGUGGAUCUCGCCUGGGAGGAAAAGGAAAAGAAUCCAACGAGAGUGCGUUGCUCCUCUGUCACCGCUGCCCCCGAGGAACCCCGGCUACUUCUCAGCCCCGACGCCUCGUGGGGCUGGACGCAGUGCCGGAGGCGCCCUGCAGAUGGGGCGGGCAGGGAACAUGCGCUCCAGCCGCGGAUGACAGGCGCCAGCCAGCCUGCCUGUCUGCUCCGCGCAGUGACCCGGCGGGCAGAGGAUGCCCGGCGGAGGGACCUGGGAGCCGGUUUUGAGACUGCUGGGUGCGCGCUAGGCUCCAACUUGGAUGGCUUAGAGACCGUUCUAGGUCCUGGGACCGCUUCACCGAGUGGAGUGAAGCUGCGCGCGGGACCUGGAGGCGGAGACCUCAGGCAGCGGCUGCAGAGGGGCGAGCCGGACGCAGGAGGGGGCGCGCUUUCUCCCUGAGGUCUCAGUAAUGAGGAGACUGAGUUUGUGGUGGCUGCUGAGCAGGGUCUGUCUGCUGUUGCCGCCGCCCUGCGCACUGGUGCUGGCUGGGGUGCCCGGCUCCUCCUCGCACCCGCAGCCCUGCCAGAUCCUGAAGCGCAUCGGGCACGCGGUGAGGGUGGGCGCGGUGCACUUGCAGCCCUGGACCACUGCCCCCCGCGCUGCCAGCCGCGCUCCGGACGGCAGCCGGGCAGGAACCCAGCGGGAUGAGCCUGAUCCAGGGACUAGGCGGCCCCUGGCUCCCUCGCCGGGCGCACGCUGGUUGGGGAGUACCCUGCAAGGCCGGGGGCCGCCGGGCGCCCGUAAGCCCGGGGAGGGCGCCAGGGCGGAGACCCUGUGGCCAAGGGACGCCCUCCUAUUCGCCGUGGACAACCUGAACCGCGUGGAAGGGCUACUGCCCUACAACCUGUCUUUGGAAGUAGUGAUGGCCAUCGAGGCAGGCCUGGGCGAUCUGCCGCUUUUGCCUUUCUCCUCCCCUAGCUCGCCUUGGAGCAGUGACCCUUUCUCCUUCCUGCAAAGUGUUUGCCAUACCGUGGUGGUGCAAGGGGUGUCGGCACUGCUUGCCUUCCCCCAGAGCCAGGGUGAGAUGAUGGAGCUCGACUUGGUCAGCUCAGUCCUGCACAUUCCAGUGAUCAGCAUUGUGCGCCACGAGUAUCCGCGGGAGAGUCAGAAUCCCCUUCACCUACAACUGAGUUUAGAAAAUCCAUUAAGUUCUGAUGCUGAUGUCACUGUCUCAAUCCUGACCACGAACAACUGGUACAAUUUUAGCUUGUUGCUGUGCCAGGAAGACUGGAACAUCACUGACUUCCUCCUCCUUACCCAGAAUAAUUCCAAGUUCCACCUUGGUUCUAUCAUCAACAUCACAGCUAACCUCCCCUCCACCGAGGACCUCUUGAGCUUCCUACAGAUCCAGCUUGAGAGUAUCAAGAACAGUACACCCACAGUGGUGAUGUUUGGCUGCGACAUGGAAAGUAUCCGGCGGAUUUUCGAAAUUACAACCCAGUUUGGGGUAAUGCCUCCCGAACUUCAUUGGGUGCUGGGAGAUUCUCAGAAUGUGGAGGAACUGAGGACAGAGGGUCUUCCCUUAGGUCUCAUUGCUCAUGGAAAAACAACACAGUCUGUCUUUGAGUACUACGUUCAAGAUGCUAUGGAGCUGGUUGCAAGAGCUGUAGCCACGGCCACCAUGAUCCAGCCAGAACUUGCUCUCAUUCCCAGCACGAUGAACUGCAUGGAGGUGGAAACUACAAAUCUCACUUCAGGACAAUAUUUAUCAAGGUUUCUGGCUAAUACCACCUUCAGAGGCCUCAGUGGUUCCAUCAAAGUAAAAGGUUCCACCAUCAUCAGCUUAGAAAACAACUUUUUCAUCUGGAAUCUUCAACAUGACCCCAUGGGAAAGCCAAUGUGGACCCGCUUGGGCAGCUGGCAAGGGGGUAAGAUUGUCAUGGACUAUGGAAUAUGGCCAGAGCAGGCCCAGAGACACAAAACCUACUUCCAACACCCAAGUAAGCUACACUUGAGAGUGGUUACCCUGAUUGAGCAUCCUUUUGUCUUCACAAGGGAGGUAGAUGAUGAAGGCUUGUGCCCUGCUGGCCAACUCUGUCUAGACCCCAUGACUAAUGACUCUGCCACACUGGACAGGCUUUUCAGCAGCCUCCAUAGCAGUAAUGAUACAGUGCCCAUUCAAUUCAAGAAGUGCUGCUACGGAUAUUGCAUCGAUCUGCUGGAAAAGAUAGCAGAAGACAUGAACUUUGACUUCGACCUCUAUAUUGUAGGGGAUGGAAAGUAUGGAGCCUGGAAGAAUGGGCACUGGACUGGGCUGGUGGGUGAUCUCCUGAGUGGGACUGCCCACAUGGCAGUCACUUCCUUCAGCAUCAAUACUGCACGGAGCCAGGUGAUAGAUUUCACGAGCCCUUUUUUCUCCACCAGCUUGGGCAUCUUAGUGAGGACCCGAGAUACAGCAGCUCCCAUUGGAGCCUUCAUGUGGCCACUCCACUGGACAAUGUGGCUGGGGAUUUUUGUGGCUCUGCACAUCACUGCCAUCUUCCUCACUUUAUAUGAAUGGAAGAGUCCCUUUGGUUUAACUCCCAAGGGGCGAAAUAGAAGUAAAGUCUUCUCCUUUUCUUCAGCCUUGAAUGUCUGUUACGCCCUCUUGUUUGGUAGAACGGUGGCCAUCAAACCCCCAAAAUGUUGGACUGGAAGAUUUCUAAUGAAUCUUUGGGCCAUUUUCUGUAUGUUUUGCCUUUCCACAUACACGGCAAACUUGGCUGCUGUCAUGGUAGGUGAGAAGAUCUAUGAAGAGCUUUCUGGAAUACAUGACCCCAAGCUGCAUCAUCCCUCCCAAGGAUUCCGCUUUGGAACUGUCCGAGAAAGCAGUGCUGAAGAUUACGUGAGACAGAGUUUCCCAGAGAUGCAUGAAUAUAUGAGAAGAUACAAUGUUCCAGCCACCCCCGAUGGAGUGGAAUAUCUGAAGAAUGAUCCAGAGAAACUAGACGCCUUCAUCAUGGACAAAGCCCUUCUGGAUUAUGAGGUGUCAAUAGAUGCUGACUGCAAACUUCUCACUGUGGGGAAGCCAUUUGCCAUAGAAGGAUACGGCAUUGGCCUCCCACCCAACUCUCCACUGACCUCCAACAUAUCCGAGCUAAUCAGUCAAUACAAGUCACACGGGGUUAUGGAUGUGCUCCAUGACAAGUGGUACAAGGUGGUUCCCUGUGGCAAGAGAAGCUUUGCUGUCACUGAGACUUUGCAAAUGGGCAUCAAACACUUCUCUGGACUCUUCGUGCUGCUGUGCAUUGGAUUUGGUCUCUCCAUCUUGACCACCAUUGGUGAGCACAUAGUAUACAGGCUGCUGCUACCACGAAUCAAAAACAAAUCCAAGCUGCAAUACUGGCUCCACACCAGCCAGAGAUUACACAGAGCACUAAACACAUCAUUUGUAGAGGAAAAACAGAAGCAUUUCAAGGCCAAACGUGUGGAAAAGAGGUCCAUUGUGGGACCCCGUCAGCUCACUGUAUGGAAUACUUCCAAUCUGAGUCAUGACAACCGACAAAAAUACAUCUUUAGUGAUGAGGAAGGACAAAACCAGCUGGGCAUCCGGACCCACCAGGACAUCCCCCUCCCUUCAAGGAGAAGAGAGCUCCCUGCCUCACUGACCACCAAUGGGAAAGCAGACUCCCUAAAUAUAUCUCGGAACUCAGUGAUGCAGGAACUCUCAGAGCUAGAGAAGCAGAUUCAGGUGAUUCGCCAGGAGCUGCAGCUGGCUGUGAGCAGGAAAACGGAGCUUGAAGAGUAUCAAAGGACAAGUCGGACUUGUGAGUCCUAGGUGACCACACUGCUCCCCUUUCUCGGUUCCUGACCUUCCUCUGAGCCCUUGAGACACUUUGUAAUGCUCUUUUCUAACUACUGACAAAGGUGUGGGGAAGCUGUGGUCUAGGUUUUCUUAGAGGUCAAGUCUGUUCUCCCUAGCCUAAAGAGCAGCAGCAGCUCCUCUCAAGCUCACUCCCUAGGUCACCAGGGUAGAAGUGUUUUUCUAUCAAGAAUCUUAGUCAGGAGUAAUCUCUGUGUGAGGGAUCUGUGAAUAACCAGAUAACUCCAGCUUCCGUUAUCCUUUUUACCAGGUGCCACAGUAGUAUUUCUGGUUUUUAGCCCUUUCUCUGCACUACCAACAAGAGAUAAAAUUGUUACUCAUACUUAUGUCUUACUGGGUUGUUGGCUUUCAUUGUAACACAGAACAAGAUUAUCCAGGGUUGUAGCUUUUGAUACAACUCCCCAAUCUAGAUUUAUGUCUAAUGGGGAGCAGGUAAGAGCAGAGUACCUCCCACUGGGGAUGGAGUACUUAAAAGUUAACUCAUUGGUAUCACAAAGGUCAAGGAUUGAUUGGACCAGGCAAGAGCCAUGUUUUUGAGAAGGUUCUGGAUCGCUGACUCCAUCUUGACUAACGUUUAGUAAGAACAUGCUUACAUGCCACUGUGAAAGGGGACGGGGAAGUGGUAAGCGGGAACAGAAGACAGGCAGACGAGGCAUUAAAAAUGCAUACCACGCAUUUAGAACAAAAGCUGUGGGCCAGAAAAGCAAUUGGCUAAAAAAUGAAUGAGACCACUUCUAAUGUAACUAAGCAUCUCCACUAUGGUGUGUGCCUUUUAUAAAGGAAAAGAAAGAAAAGCAAAGCAAGGUUGUGGCCUUAGGUCGGAUCUGGAAUAUCCCUGCUUAUUGCCUAUAAUAGAAUAUGUGACACUGUGGGUGAAAUGUUGUACACACCACACACUAGGCCAUUUCCAGAUCAGCAGUCACCCAUCUCUUAGCAUAGAAAUCCCAAAACCUCCAGCCUGGGUAUUCCACAAGCUUCAGCCAUUCAGGAAUCUGCCCUGUGCUUUGCAUAUCUGUAUAGAAAAUCAUCAGGUCAAUCCCCAUCCUCAUACCUACUCAUCUCUGAGGAGCUGUGAACAGAUUUUACUCUAAUGAUACUCCAGCCUCAUCUAAUGUUCCCUAAAGACUGAUAUAAGUAAGCUCCCCUCUGCUUAGGCAUCUCUUUCUCAGCAUAUGAUGUUUAGGUAGCAAGGGAAAGGAAUAUGGGAACUGUAGAAUUCAGUUCUCAAAUGUCAAUGUAGGUAAGAGUCAUCUAGUACAGAACUCAUCAGAGUGAUGAUUGCCGAGACCCUUCUCCAGAGAUUAUGGGGUCAGGGGUGGAAGUCUAGAGGUGAGCUCGGAAACCCACUGUUGGGCCGGGCACGGUGGCUCAAGCCUGUAAUCCCAGCACUUUGGGAGGCCAAGGCGGGUGGAUCACGAGGUCAACAGAUCGAGACCAUCCUGGUCAACAUGGUGAAACCCUGUCUCUACUAAAAAUACAAAAAAAAUUAGCUGGGCAUGGUGGCACAUGCCUGUAAUCCCAGCUACUCAGGAGGCUGAGGCGGGAGAAUUGCCUGAACCCAGGAGGCGGAGGUUGCGGUGAGCCAAGAUCGUGCCAUUGCACUCCAGCCUGGGUAACAAGAGCGAAACUCCGUCUCAAAAAAAAAAAGAAACCCAAUGUUAACCAACAUCCCCAGGUGACUGACAUGGGUGGUCUAAAAAUCACUCUUCUAGAAACACCAUUCUGGAAGUUUGGCUGCCCACAAGCAUGAGGAGAAGCAUGAAGAGAAAACCUAUUUGAAAGUUGUUUCUUUUUUUUAUAACUUCAGCACACAUCUGCUGAUUCUCCUUCCACAUCCUCACCCCCACCCCUGGGCACCAUUUAGGAUAAGACUUCCUUAAUUACUUGCUUUAUCUUCUCAGGACUCAUUGUUCCACCCCCCGCCCCAAUCAAUUUGGAUGCCUACAUCCUACACAGUUCAGGAGCUGUGCCAAGCACUUUCCUCUUUUACAGCUGCAGAUCACUGGAAAGGUGGCUGCAUCACAAAACUUCUCCCCCUAUUGGAUGAAAUGUCUGCACUUCCACCAAAAGCUACCCAGUCCCCAAGGGAAAGGUAACAACUUAAGCUGUAGUUAGGUAACACCUAGUGAUUAACUGGCUGAGAAAACCCUGGAGUGGAGAUAGACUCAAGCAUCCUGAUAUGGAUGUGGGAGGGCUCUGAAGUCAGAGGUCACCAACCCCACAGAUGAAACAGUUCAAUAAUGAGGAAACAGGUGAGCCCUGAAAACAGAAAAAGCCAAAUCUGUGUUGAAAUACCCGAUCCCCUCACCUUCUCACCCCAGGCCCAGUAGUUUUGUAUACCAGUUCCUUCAUAACAGGAGACCCAAUAAUGCUAUGAUUUGCAGCCGCCUCUGGAAGAUUUUGCCCCUUAGCCAUCCCUACCCAUUUGCAACACUAAGGAUGCUGGAGACUCUGCCACCAUGCUCUGUGUGCCCCUGAACCUCUGUGCAGCCCAGAAGGCUGAUGUACAAGUGUACCUCAGUUCACAUUACAGCCAUGCUCCUAAUGUACAUGGACAUUUUUGUAACUCAGCUCAUAUUCUGACUGUAUUUGAGAAGCUGGCUAUUUAAGGGAACCCAGAGGUGAAUCCUUUUGUAAAGUAAAGCACUCUUUUGUAAUGCGGUUAAUUAUUCCUUAAUGUAUCUGUUUUGUAAAUCUGAAUUUUUGUAUAUCGGGUUUACCUUAAGCUUCUCUACUGAGGCAUUCUGAGCAGUGGCGGAUCACAUGCCAGAUCACCCUGCCUAUCCACAAAGUAUUUGACCGAUGCAGGCUCCUCAAACAUCUUUGGAGGAACUAGCUGGCCAACACACUGGCCAGGAUGCAGCAAGCAGCAGAAGGGGCUGAAGGCAGGCUUACUGCCAUCCACAUUGCUUGAAAUGCCUCUAUGUUCUAAAUGAAAAAAACCAUAAUUGCUUGUGGUGAAACGAAGCAGUCUUCAUGUUAAGUAGCAAUGGUUAUUUUUAUCAGUAGUAAUUGAACAGUGUUUUGCAAUUUGUGAAACAGUGUAUUGUGUUUUGUAAAAUGAUGUCAUGAAAUGGUGGAUCCUUGGAAACCUCCUUUCUGUUCAGCUCCAACUCUUGUUCUUUCAACACCUUUCAGGCUCAAAAAAACACACACACACACAAAGAUCAGAAGCCUUCAGAUGGAGAGUGGUAUUCUGGUAAAGAAGAGAUAAGAGAUGCUACCUUGCUUCUUCUCCUCAGCUCCCAUUUAAUGAGAUCAAGAAGACCUCCAUUCUCUACCAAGCUCUGGUGCUGGGAAAUCUUGACUAUGACACACUGUGCCACAUACCCCAACCCUGUUUUCCAAGGGGAAUUUCUGGCACAGAAAGCACAUAGUAAAGCAUGCUCAGGUGAGCUGGAACAGAUACAGCUACCUGGUUCAUGUAAAUAAGAAUAAUAAAGGCCCCAGAGUAUAUAUGCUUCCAGGUAGAGGAGAAAGGGGAAUCCCCCAAAAUUUAAAAACAAGUUGGAAGAAUAACCAGGACAGCCAAGUGAGGCAGCCACAGGGACCCAAGCAGUCGAGGUCUUUUAUGUGCCUGGAGAUGACUCUCCAUCAUUCAUGAAUCUUGCUAUUGCACAAACCCUAUCAGGAGCUGCAGCUUCCCUUCCAGCCAGAGAAGUGGUAAGUGGAGCAAGUGCCAAGCAGAACAGACUUUAUCAUCUGGGUAACAGACUUCUCAGUGUUGGUGCUGUGUCUGUUAGAGCCUUGGAGCAAAUUAAGCACUUCCUUGGUAUGGGUAAAGAAUAAAGGGGAAAGAAACUAGAGCCUCUUUAUCUCCCAACUCAUAUUUUUGAUAGGAAAACCAGAAAAUCCAACCAUUUCUUCAGAAAUUGCUUUCUAGUCAUUAAUACUACUUUACUAUCUAUACUGUUAAGUUAUUCCUUUCUUUACCCACCUACACUACCCAUCUAUUCCAGGAUUCCCUCACUCUUUGUUUAGUUUAGUUACUAAUCAUUUUAUGAAAAUAGUGUACUUAUAAGUAUUUUCUUAAGGUUUGUGAAGAGUAUUUGCAUUGUGUCUUCAUUUUAAUGUGUUUGCAAUCCCUCCGCUCCAGGAAGAACGGAAAUGCUGUCUUGUGAGCAUGAAGUGAACGGGCUGUUUUGCUCCAGCCACUUUUCUUGUACAACCACAUGGAUGGAUUAGAUGUCCUCAGGUCUUUUCCAUCUUCAGUUUCUAUGACUAUGGAAUAAAUGUUCAGAAACUUC